Candida albicans SC5314 is the source of this 1038-nucleotide messenger RNA. RefSeq lists its product as uncharacterized. The transcript has a single exon. Lineage: Eukaryota; Fungi; Ascomycota; Pichiomycetes; Serinales; Debaryomycetaceae. The record is from RefSeq and is a predicted model, not a curated record. Bases 1 to 1038 code for a protein of 345 amino acids.
AUGUGGAAUUUACUGAUUUGUUUACCAGAGUUCAAAUGUUUGAAGCCUAAAAAAUUUUUUUUUUCGUUUUGUUCCAACUCUAUUCACAAUACAGAACUACCACUAAGGUCUUUUUCUUUUUUGACCCUACAGUACAUGGAUUUGAUCCAACAUUACACGUCAGAAACCGAAAGUGAAACCGAAACCCAAGAGGAAGGCGACAGAGAUUUUCCAAUAGAAAGUGACGAGAAAGAAGGAGAAAACAAAUUAGAGAGUCAAACAAGCAUCCCUCCACCGCUUCCAAAUAUUGAGAUUUAUCUGCAACUUUAUCAGCAAAACAUGUCUAAAACAGUGGCCACCACCUUUGGGUACCUUCCAUGGAAACCACCAUUUGCAGCGAUCAGGAACAUAGAGAGGGCCUGUUUGCGUACAAUUUCUAAGAUACCUUUGCUCUCGGAAAACUACAAGUUUGUAUCUACACACAAGGACACCUCACGUCUAGUGAAACAGCAUCUAACUGUUUUUCCCGGUGUAGCACUAAACACCCCUGAUACCCAUUUAGUGGCAGACAAAAUAUUUGAGAGUGUGGCGAAGUUGGAAGUACCCAAAUCAAUGAUAGUGACUGUGGGAGGGGGACUGGAUCCGUUGUCACUGAUACUAAACAAACCAAGAAAGGCCAUUCGUUUCCAAACCGUCAACUACUUAGAGUUAGCAAGAGGAUUCACAAAUGACAGACUAUUUUUGUUGAUAUAUGUAAAACACACUGCUGACUCGAGAAAAUAUGCCGAUGAGCUUACAAAGUUGUGCAGACAAACUCUUGAGGAUAAUGGGUAUUUGCAAAACCCUGAAAGGUAUUCGCCAUCAUCGUAUCAUGUCUCUAUAUGCACUGGCUAUCUUAAGAAAGCAGAGUUGCUGAAUAAGGACAUUGCAAAGGUAAACAAACAGCUUCGAAGCAUCACCAUUCCUGAGCUAGUCGACCUCCUGUUUGACGUCGAAGAAUUGUGUUGCACCGGUUCGAGUGAGACCAUUUAUUCACAUAGAUUACUACCAUAUACGUAA